Molecule: messenger RNA, 1212 nt
Organism: Sinocyclocheilus grahami
Lineage: Eukaryota; Metazoa; Chordata; Actinopteri; Cypriniformes; Cyprinidae
Product: N-acetylglucosamine-6-sulfatase-like
Exons: 9
Molecular function (GO): N-acetylglucosamine-6-sulfatase activity; glycosaminoglycan binding
Source: RefSeq, a predicted model, not a curated record
AAUGUCGCCAUAGUAUGAUUCGCAAUAUCAUACACUAGACAAGGCAAGCUAACUGUUCCUCUGAAGGAGCGGUUUCCUUAACAGUAUUUCAUGCUUUUAUCACAAGAAAAGGUCCUCGUUUAAGUCAUGGCUUUAUUUGUUUUUAAUUCGGCGUCAAAGAUGGUUUCGUCUCCGUUAGUAAUAGUACGUUUUCUUCUCAUCUGCGUCACUUUGCUUUGCAACAGUCUGGCCGAGGCUACAAUGAAUCCCACUCCGAAUAUUGUUUUAAUCUUGACCGAUGAUCUGGAUGUCUCCAUUGGCGGAAUGAUGCCUUUAGUGAAGACUAAAAAGCUGAUAGGUGAUGCUGGGAUAACCUUUACAAACACGUUUGUCGCCAGUCCCCUUUGCUGUCCCAGCCGGGCGAGUAUCCUGACGGGCAAAUACCCUCAUAACCAUCAUGUGGUGAACAACACGCUGGAGGGGAACUGCAGCAGCACUGCAUGGCAGAAGACCCAAGAGCCCGAGACUUUCUCUGCCUUCCUUCAGAAACACGGCACCUAUCAGACCUUCUUUGCUGGGAAGUAUCUGAACGAGUACGGCAGUAAAAAAGCAGGAGGAGUGGAGCAUGUCCCUCCGGGAUGGGAUCACUGGUUCGCCUUGGAGAGAAACUCCAAAUACUACAACUACACACUGUCUGUGAAUGGCAGGGCGCAGCGGCAUGGACAGAACUACAGCGAGGAUUACCUUACAGAUGUUCUGGCCAAUAUUUCCAUUGACUUCCUGGAAAACAAGUCUAACCGCAGGCCUUUCUUCAUGAUGGUGUCCACACCGGCCCCGCACUCACCCUGGACAGCCGCUCCUCAGUACGAGAGCAGUUUUCCCAAUGUUAAAGCACCAAGAGACCCUAACUUUAACAUACACGGCAAGGACAAGCACUGGCUCAUCAGACAAGCAAAAACACCCAUGACAAACUCUUCAGUGGAGUUCUUGGAUAACGCCUAUAGAAAACGGUGGCGCACUUUACUAUCAGUAGACGACCUGGUGGAGAAGGUGGUGAGAAAGCUGGAGGUCAGAGGAGAGCUUAGCAACACCUACAUCAUUUUCACCUCCGACAAUGGAUACCACACCGGCCAGUUUUCUCUUCCGAUGGACAAGAGGCAACUCUAUGAAUUUGAUAUCCGAGUUCCUCUUCUGGUGCGAGGGCCUAAUAUCAAACCCAAACAGACAAGCCCG